Molecule: messenger RNA, 1236 nt
Organism: Lethenteron reissneri (Far Eastern brook lamprey)
Lineage: Eukaryota; Metazoa; Chordata; Hyperoartia; Petromyzontiformes; Petromyzontidae
Gene: ADI1
Product: acireductone dioxygenase 1
Molecular function (GO): acireductone dioxygenase [iron(II)-requiring] activity
Source: RefSeq, a predicted model, not a curated record
CCUCCUCGCACCACGAGGGCGCGCGCGCGCGCGGACGGUGGCCGAGGAGCAGCGGUGGCGACGGCGGCGGCGAUGUCGGACGCGUGGCUGAUGGACCCCGCGGGCACCGAGCCGCGCUCCCCGUGUCGCCUGCGGCCGAACGUGCCCGUGUCGCCCGCCGCGCUGCUCCGCCUCGGCGUGAGGCACUGGAAGCUCAACGCCGACGAUUACGAGAACGACCCGGAGCUCGGAGCGAUCCGCAAGGAGCUCGGCUACUCCUACAUGGACAUCAUCACCAUCCGGAAGGACGCGAUGGCCGACUACGAGCAGAAGCUCGCCUCGUUCUACAAGGAGCACCUGCACCGCGACGACGAGAUCCGCUACGUCCUCGACGGCGGCGGCUACUUCGACGUGCGCGACGAGGCCGAGCGCUGGGUGCGCGUGGCCGUGCGCCGGGGCGACAUGAUCACGCUGCCCGCUGGCAUCUACCACCGCUUCACGCUGGACAGCAAUAACUACGUGAAGGUCAUGCGGCUGUUUGCGGGCGAUCCCGUGUGGACGCCGUACAACCGCCCGUCGGACGACUUUGAGGAGCGCAAGGAGUACGAGCACAAGUUUCUCGGCCGCAGCGGCUGAGCAGCGGGGAGGGGGCCCCCCGCUCGGCGCGCGUUCCCGAGAACGCCGACCGUCCCGGCGCCAGCGGUAGCGGCAGCCACCGCGGGACACCGCCGGACACCAUGCUCGGCUUCCAUAGUCGACGGGAUAUCUAUUAACUGUAACUUACCACAACCAACAUGAUGAGUCGUGGGUUUUUUCCUUUUUUUUGGGGUUAGGCCACGCGUUGAUCCGGUAAAAAAUUUGUGUCGUUAACCCUCCACCAUGCGGCAUUGCCGAGUGAACGCGACACGCCUCGAGAUUUGUCAGAAAUGUCUCAAGUCACCGGCGGGCUGAAAUGACCGUGGCGGAGGGGAGGGAUCAUCGCUGGGCCCGACCCGCGCAUCUACGUUGGGUCGGGACAUUUGCCAAGAGGCAUUAGAAUGACACUGGCCAUGAAUCGUAAGGCCGCCGGUCAUUUCUAGCUAAUUUAAUUACUUAAAUUGCCGCGUGUGCUCUCGCGCGACCGCAGUGAUUUGUUGCAGUGCUCGCCCGGAUCCCCGAGUGAUUACAAUCGAUGCUCCUCUGAUUUAAGCGUAGGGCCACUUUGUUUCGAGGCUGCGGCGGCUCGAGGUUCUAAUAAAGCGAGAAGGACGAGUCUUU